GCUAGGGCACCUUCAGUAGACGAACGGACGUUAUCGCACAACAAGCUCUCUCCUCAAGUGCCUCUAGAAGAAACCAUAAUGUCUCUCCUUCAGAAUUUCUCGAGUGGUCAGCCAGUUUAUGAGUCUGGCGUCAAGUGUUGCAACUGCGGCGGAGUGAAGCGGCCCUGGGACAUGUUCCUCCCCAUAACUCUCAGAGGAAGUUUCUUCCAAGACUCGUUCUUCUCCAACUUGCACCAGCACUUCCAUGCCACCGUCAGGGACAUACUGAGCAGAUGGUGCGACUCUGACUUCAAGCUCACCGACCCCUGGGACGACGUCAAGGCCCACCACACUGACAUCCUUGAUCGUUAUCGCCAGCUUCGCUCCCGCAACCUGAAGGAGGAAAAUCAAGCUGUUGCCGUCACGUCGGAUGACACCAGCCGAAAGGUGGUAAUGGACGUGCAUGACUUCAUGGGCGGAGACGUGAAGGUGAAAGUAGUUGGCGAGAAAGACCUCGUGGUGGAGGGGAGUGUGGAGAAGAAAGAGGGAGGCUCCUCAGUGUCCUCGCACUCCUUCAGACGCCUCUUCUCCUUGCCUCGUCUCACUGACUUGUCAGCCAUUAACUCUGUCAUGUCUUCGGAUGGUAUUCUCACCAUUACAUCGCCCAAAAUAGAGAGCGAACCACAGCACAAGACCACCAUCAUUCCUAUCCAGAUGGAGGAAACUCAGAAUAUGAGUGUUAGUGAAGCAGCUUCGUCCGAAUCUUUCAAAUGUGAACAAUGUAGUCAAAAGCAGACUUCUGUCAAUGGAAGCAAACAGGAAGUAAGUAUUCCCAUCAAGAACUACGAGCAGACUUCGGAGGCCAACAAAUCACAGAGUCAGAUCACUCAAGACUCCGCUCAGUCAUCGACUUCCCCCAGAUUGAUUCCCAUUGAAAUCGAAGCAGAUGAAAGUACAAAUAAAGCUCUCUUGAGUCAGGAGACGCAGUCAUCGGAAUCCCAGUUAAAAUCCUUAGAAAAAGACAAGAUGUUUCAAAUGGAUUCGUUCCCUGGACACUUCUUUCCCAUUACAACACGAGGACUCUUCUUCAAUGAUUCCUUCUUCCAAGAUUCGUGGAAUGACUUCCAGAAGGCCGUGAGGGAGGUGCUGGCCAGGUGGGGAGAGCAGUCAUCGCUGGUCGACGACCUGACUAGUUACAGGAAUCUUCGAAGUCGCGAUCUUCGAGAAGAUACUCAGGCUGUCACGUCCUCGGAGGAUGAACAUCAGCAUAAGUUUGUAAUUGAUGUCAAAGAUUUCAUGGACGGCGGAGAGAUAAACGUGAAAGCUGUGAACGAUCGAGAACUGGUGGUUUCAGGCCACACCGACAAGAAUGGUGGCGGCUCGAAGUCCACCAAGCGGUUCCUUCGACGCUUCGUUGUUCCUGGAGACAUUCAGCUUGAUGCCGUUACUUCAGUCGUGUCUUCCGAUGGCGUCCUUACUGUUUCUGCUCCUAAGAAGCACUCAACACUCCAAAUAGAGGAGGUCUUUUCGCCCUUAAGCAUCGAAGGAAGUGAGAAAAAGCUGACCAGCCCAGGCACGACCAAGGGCAACUCAUCGGGAGUUACGGCGUCUCCUAUCGGUCAGCAGACAGCCACAGACCAAAGCUCUAAUCCUCUAAACCAGAAAGAAGAGCCUUACGUACUCGUGACUGCAGUUCCCGCAAAAGUCAUACCAAAAAUACCAAACUCAGCAGAGACGAAAAAACCCUCUUCCUCCUCUGCUCCUUUGGAAAACGUCUCUGUUAAGCCAAAAUCCUUCGACACAAAGGGAAAGGAAGCCAACGAAGGAGAAGAGGAGAAGGUCGACUAUAAAGCAGCACUCAAGCAGAGAACCGGCGGAGGAAAAUUCCCAAUCAAGAUCAGUGGGACGGUGAUCGGUAGUGACUCAGUAGGAGUUGAAUGAGAGAAAAGUUGAUAACAGGAAUGGAUGUGAGUUCGCGCAUGCAGAAUUAUGUAGAUGUAAACUUUUAUGGUUACCGUUUAUGUAAUUCACGUUACUGUUGCUAUCUGUAAUAUUUAUUUCCCCUAUUAUUACUGAUUGUAUAUUAUUCCAUGCUUUUCUGAGCAAGUACUUCUUACUGCAGGAGACACGGUUUAGGAUACUUGCAAAUUAUUUUUAUAGGCACUACCUUUUAUAUAUGGGCACACAAAUAAAUCUUAUCUAUAUUAUCAGAUCUUUA
Molecule: messenger RNA, 2197 nt
Organism: Penaeus chinensis
Lineage: Eukaryota; Metazoa; Arthropoda; Malacostraca; Decapoda; Penaeidae
Exons: 6
Coding region: 79-1920 (613 amino acids)
Source: RefSeq, a predicted model, not a curated record